AACUUGCCUAAAGUAAGCAGUCUAUUGUGGCUCAGGAUUCCUCAAGGUACCCCGAGGCUUUAUUUGAAGCAUAUUUUGAUGAUUGAUUGACGGGGUUGGUCAUGAUGCUUUGUGCAGUAUGAUGUAUAUGUUGUAGACAGGUGAGGCCUAGCUGAAGAUGUCGAUUUGACAGCUCCACAAAUUUCAUAUAAGUUCCAAGGGUUAUCUAGUGAAGUGCAUAGCCAGAUUCAGUAUCACAACUAUAUAUGUUCGUGCUCUUGAAGAAGACAAUAUAAUGAUACCGAUUCGGAACCAUUUAUGCCAAGAAGCAAGAAUCAGAACCUAAAAAUUUACCUCAUGGAAGCAUGGGGUGGCCCUUGCUUGGAGAGACUCUUGCCUUCCUCAAGCCUCAUAAAUCAAAUUCAGUUGGCCAUUUCUUGCAAGACCACUGCCUUAGGUAUGGGAAGAUUUUUAAGUCACAUCUAUUUGGUUCCCCGACCAUAGUUUCCUGUGACCAUGAGUUCAACAUGUUCAUACUCCAGAAUGAAGAGAAGCUGUUUCAGGUGAGCUAUCCCAAGCCCAUCCAUGGCAUUCUUGGCAAGUUCUCUUUACUCACCAUUUCAGGAGAGCUUCACAAGAAGCUGAGAAACAUUGCUGUAUCUUUCAUUGCUACUGCCAAAUCAACACAAGACUUCCUUCUUUAUGUCGAAAAGCUUUCAAUCUCAAUGAUGAACUCUUGGAAAGGUUGCACGGAAAUUGCCUUCCAUAAAGAAAUUAAAAGGUUUACUCUCAAUCUCAUGGUGAAGCUUCUGUUGAGUAUUGAACCAGAAGAUCCACUAGCCUUAAACAUAUUGGAAGAUUUCCUAACUUACAUGAAUGGUUUUGUGUCAUUGCCAAUAAAUAUCCCUGGGACAGCUUACUCCAAUGCAGUCAAGGCUCGAAGAAGGCUUUCAUCAAUUGUAAGAGGGGUAAUGAGAGAAAGGGAAGGAAAGAUGGAUUUGAUGGAAUUAAGAAGAAAAGAAGACUUCUUAGAUGUGCUAAUGUCCAAGAGAAAACUAAGUGAUGAAGAGACAGUAAGCAUUGUGUUGGACAUCUUACUGGGAGGAUAUGAAACAACUGCUACUCUACUUGCUUUAAUUGUCUACUUUUUGGCCCAAUCUCCUAAUGCUUUUCAAACACUAAAGGAAGAACACCAAGCAAUAAGAGAAAAGAAAGAAAAUGGAGAACCCUUAAACUGGGAAGAUUACCAGCAAAUGGAAUUCACUUCCUAUGUGAUAUGUGAAGCCAUGAGAUGUGGGAAUGUAGUUAAGUUCGUUCACCGAAAAGCUCUUGAUCAAGACAUCAACUUCAAAGGAUUUGUGAUUCCUUCUGGAUGGAAGGUUCUUCCUGUCUUCACAGCAGCACACUUUAAUCCAUUUCUUCAUGAAAAUCCUUCAGAGUUCAAUCCCUGGAGAUGGACUGAUAAAGGAAUGAGCAAAAGAGUGACACCGUUUGGUGGUGGACCGCGGCUAUGUCCUGGGGCAGAACUUGCCAAAGUUGAAAUUGCCUUCUUCCUUCAUCAUCUUGUCUUAACUUAUAGGUGGAAAACAAAAUCAGAUGACUUCCCGCUUGCAUACCCUUACGUGGAAUUUCGACAAGGCUUACUUUUGGAGAUUGAACCGUCAAGAAAUCUUAAUUAAAUUUAAUUAUCUAC
Carica papaya (papaya) is the source of this 1672-nucleotide messenger RNA. Lineage: Eukaryota; Viridiplantae; Streptophyta; Magnoliopsida; Brassicales; Caricaceae. The record is from RefSeq and is a predicted model, not a curated record.